AUGGGCGGUGCUUCAGUUCGGCGCCUUCGAGUCGGUCGCCUCAGGGCAUGCGCGACGACCGACCGACCGACCGAGACAUCUACGAAUAUUGAUGCCACCAUUCAUCGUCGCUCAAAACACCAACACCAACACAAUCGCUAGGUGACACCUUCGAACUGCUUCCAUGUAAGUCAUUUGCUUCGUUCUAAUGACAAACUAGCAAUCUAGACGUGUGCGUAAAUCCUUUUUUAAUUCUCUUUUUCUUCUUACUACCCUUGCUUUCUCGGUGCAUGGUGUCCAUGAAAGGAAAAAACGAACCAAGACGGACACAUUUCCCAGCGACUUGUCGCUUCCUCCCAUCAUUUAUCUUAUCCUCCUGAGUUCCCCGGGGAAAUAGGCGCUCGCCAAGUGUAUGCGCAGAAGAGGAAAAACGGCGUUCUGAUUGAAAACCAGAGAUAAAUUGCUGAAGUCAGUUUCAGACCACGGAACGGUCAUGCUGUCCACACUGUUCCUAUUGCUCUACGCGACUCGGGAAUCGGUACACGCACUGUCGGCAGAGAUCAGUCCUACGGUUUCAUACCUUUUGGAUAGAGGGUGAGAAGAGAAACUAAAUCUGCGGACGCACUUUCUUUUCCAGAUGUGCAAACGACACCGAAGUCAUCGAUCAUUUGCUUAUUGAUCGGGCCUUGUACUAUAACAAGCACAAAUUGCCGUCGCCACAAGUUGACGUGCGAAUCGAGAUGUGGGUACAAGAAGUGUCGUCGGUGUCGGAGCUCACACAAGAUUUCGAAAUAGGUACUCAUCGCUUUACAUAUUCAAUUCUCGCUCCUUCUUUUUCUUUUUCUACUCCUACUCUCUCAGAUUUGUACAUGAACGAAUAUUGGACAGAUCCCGGGUUGGCAUACGACAUUCUCAAUCCAUGUCAGGUGAUUUGCAACUUCCUGAGAUUUUGACAUUUUUCUUGUGUGUGCAGGGCAAUCUAUCAUUCGAUUGGGCUGUCAUGCAGAAUAUCUGGACGCCGAAUACAUGCUUCAUCAAUUCCAAGAAGGCCCAACUCCAUAGUUCGCCAUUCACCAACGUUUUUCUAAUGGUGUUUCCAAAUGGUAAAGGUUUUCUGUUUUUUAUGUUCCCUUGUCUUCUCCUUCUCCUUCUCCCUCUUUUUCUUCGCUCCCGUCUCAAUUUGUGGCGGUGGCCCCCAGAGUUCGGCGGAUUAGAGGGGAAGGAAGAAAAAAGAUGUAAAAGUUGGAGGAGGGAGAGCGUCCCCAGCUCGUUAAGUGUAGUUCGACUUAUGCUAAGCUUGAUUCGUUUAUGCAAAAUUUUGAGUCACAUUCUUCUGAAGACAAAUUCGAUUCAAUUCCAGCCUAGUGAUUUAUUGUCAUGCGCGGCUAUGCGCAAAGAACAAAAUUGGAAAAAAAGGAGGAGGGGGGGUAUGAAAUUUGACAAGAAUCGGAAGGAAACACAGUAUCUUUGUAGGAGAUCGCAUGAUUUUGAUCUCAAAUUUCCAUCCUCUACAUAUAAUUUUUGGUUGUAGUUUUCAGAUUCUGUGAAGAAGGGAGAAGGAGGGAUCAGAAAAGGUUGGGUUCCAAAUGAAUAAUUGAUCGAAAAGACCACAUGCAAACACCGAACAAAGACAAUAAGCGUGAAUAAUUGUCCGAAGAGGAGUGUGUACACGCGGAAAGCCCCCUUUUUCCCCUUUCCCCUUUCCGUUAACCCUCCAAUUCAAUCCAAAAUGUUUCCCUUUCAGGCUCGGUGUGGUCGAAUUGGCGCAUUAAGAGUACCGGACCGUGUGUAAUGGAUCUCUCCAAAUUUCCGAUGGACAGUAUCGAAUGUUCGCUGACUUUCGAGUCAUUCAACUACAACAAGGUUGCCGCCCAAUUUUUUCCAAUUAUAUUCGUUCCAUUUAAAACUAGAUCUUUUUCACCGCUCUUGUUUUUGUUUCUAUUCUUUCAUUUCUCCGUUUGUUGCAGGAUGAGGUUUUCAUGCGAUGGAGUGAUCCUCCGCUGACUAUUUUCAAGCCUAUCGAGCUUCCGGACUUUACUAUGACCAAUUAUAGCACUUCCAACAAAUUCCAAGUGAGAUCGCAUAACAUCCAAGCAUCACAUCCUAUACUUAUUUUGUUUUGUUUUUCUUCCAGCUCUAUGCCGCAGGGUACUGGAGUGAGCUCAAUGUAAACUUCCUGUUCCGACGGAGAUCCGGCUGGUACCUACUGCAGGGAUACAUUCCGACCUAUAUGACAGUCUUCAUUUCCUGGAUUCCGUUCUAUUUGGGUCCGAAAGCAAUACCCGCACGCACUAUGAUAGGUCAGUCGUAAUUUUGUCUUCGAAAUCUCGUAAAAGUUGCGCUUUCUCUGUCUCUCCAACUCAUCGCGAACCCUCGGUAACUCAAUUUGAUGACGCUGAUCAGAUUUUGCGCGUCACAUCAAUCUAUUCCCAUCCUUGGGUAUUGAAACCGCAAGUUUGAAAGGAUGGGUAGAAAGUUGUAGUGAAAAGAAGACUAUCAAGUUCAUGGCAGAAAAUGAAAAUGACGAUAGGAAUUGGUAAUCUUUUAGCCGUCACGUAUUACAGAUGUUUUCGAAAAUAGUUUAAUCUGUCUGUCAGAUAGAUUAGUUCAAAGUCUUUGGAAUGGAUUUGAUAAGAACACUGUUCAUCUGCUUAAUGUUACCCUCUUCUGACUAACCACGAGAUUCUUUUUGGCGAAUCAAACUAAAAUCAAAAACCAGCAUCAUUUCCUUCCUUUCUUCAGGUGUCAAUGCCUUGUUGGCUCUUACCUUCCAAUUCGGUAACAUAAUCCGAAAUCUACCCAGAGUCUCAUAUAUCAAAGCCAUCGACGUUUGGAUGCUGAGGUUUGUUUCCGGUCCCCCUGACCUUUUGAGCUCUCAAUUUUUUCAGCGGAAUCUGUUUCGUCUUUGCUUCCCUCUUUGAACUAGCUACCAUUGGAUUUUUGAUGCGAGACGAAGGGAGACCACCGACAAAGUCUUCUAGAUCGAUCAAAAAGUAAGUAAAUAUCUCAAUUGUUCAAGUUUUUACAUCUGUUUCAGUGCGUCUGUCCGAUGGCAGCAACAGAGCAAUAGCAAAGACGAAGUUCAGAGAAAAUCCCAAAAUAUAGUUUAUUGUGAAAGACUAGACAAUUGUUCCAGGCUAAUGUUUCCAGGUUUGUUAAUCUUAAAAGAACCAAAAUGAUUUUAUUCUUGUUCUUCCAGUAGUGUUUACAUUCUACAACUUCAUUUAUUGGUUUGUUUACAUGAAAUCAGCAAUGGAUGCAGCUCCAUAA
Molecule: messenger RNA, 3249 nt
Organism: Caenorhabditis sp. 36 PRJEB53466
Lineage: Eukaryota; Metazoa; Nematoda; Chromadorea; Rhabditida; Rhabditidae
Source: the annotation of a GenBank genome assembly